Molecule: messenger RNA, 2953 nt
Organism: Perca fluviatilis (European perch)
Lineage: Eukaryota; Metazoa; Chordata; Actinopteri; Perciformes; Percidae
Gene: fbxl16
Product: F-box and leucine-rich repeat protein 16
Exons: 7
Coding region: 492-2006 (504 amino acids)
Biological process (GO): SCF-dependent proteasomal ubiquitin-dependent protein catabolic process
Cellular component (GO): SCF ubiquitin ligase complex
Molecular function (GO): protein binding
Source: RefSeq, a predicted model, not a curated record
CUGUGCACCGCGCUGCUCCAGCUGCCCUGUCCUAUCUCUUUAAAUGAGACAGAGCUGCUCUGCUCCGCUCGGCGUGUGCGCGUGUGCGUGUGUGGAGGAGACGUUACGAGAAAGAGAGGGCCACUCUGUUGUGGAGGAGGACUAGGGCGAUCGAAAACACAACAGAGAGGAUCUUUUGCUUCGAUUUUGAGUGCUUUUCUUUUUUUUUUGUUGCAGAGGAGGCUCUGCAUCGCUUUCUCUCUUCCUUUUGACUCGUUCUGAUUUUGGACCCGGGGCGCUCCUCUUGUAUAUAUGGGCUCGGCAGGCGCAUCUAUCGCCUCCCGAUAGGACAUAACGGGCAGGGCUGCCUUCUAAUCAUUAUUUAUUUCGCUCGCUCUCUCUCUCUCUCUCUCUGCGCGCCGCAACGUUGGGAGAAACGCGAUCGAGAGGAAGCGAUAACGGUGCUGAUCAUGGAUUAAUGCCCGAGUGAAUUUCCAUCUGAGAGGUUCCCAAUGUUGAACAUGUCCACCCCCAGCGAGCUGAAGUCAUCCUGCGUGACUCGCAAUGGCAUGGUGAAGUUGCCCCCCAGCCAGCCCAAUGGUCUGGGCAGUGCGAGCAUCACCAAGGGGACACCUGCUGCCAAGAACCGUCUGUGCCAGUCCUCCUCGGUACCCUCCAUCCUGCCUCCUCCGCCGUCCUCCCUUCCCUACCACCUCCACCACCACCUGGAAGGCCCUGGCAUGCCCAACUCAGCAGCCUCUCUCUUGGGCUCUGACAUGGAGCCUGGAAAUCCUCUUGUGGGCUUGAAGUCGUCCCUUCGUCAGCUUCCCCCUCUCACUCUACCCAAACCCAUGCUGCUCGAGCGCCAGCAAGUCCUGGAUGAGAAGCUGCUCAACCGAUUGCUCUGGUACUUCACCACAGCUGAAAAAUGUGUACUGGCGCAGGUAUGCAAGACAUGGCGCAAGGUGCUGUACCAGCCUAAGUUCUGGGAGGCUGUGACACCCAUCUUGCAUGCCAAGGAGCUAUAUACCCUGCUGCCCAAUGGGGAGAAGGAGUUUGUCAGUCUGCAGGCCUUCGCCCUGCGUGGCUUCCAGUGUUUUUGCCUAGUGGGCGUCUCAGACCUGGACAUUUGUGAGUUCAUCGACAACUACCCGCUGUCCAAGAAAGGUGUUCGCUCAGUCAGUCUCAAGAGGUCCACCAUCACAGAUGCCGGUUUGGAGGUCAUGUUGGAGCAAAUGCAAGGCCUGAUGCACCUCGAACUGUCGGGCUGCAACGACUUCACAGAGGCUGGCCUGUGGUCCAGUCUGAACGCCCGGCUCACUUCCCUCAGCGUCAGCGACUGCAUCAACGUGGCGGACGACGCCAUCGCUGCUAUCUCACAGCUCCUGCCCAACCUAUCGGAGUUGAGCCUGCAGGCCUACCACGUCACUGACACGGCCAUGGCCUACUUCACAGCCAAACAGGGCUACACCACCCACACUCUGCGGCUUCACUCCUGCUGGGAAAUCACAAAUCACGGUGUGGUCAACAUGGUGCACAGCCUCCCCAACCUGACUGCCCUCAGCCUCUCCGGCUGCUCCAAGAUCACAGACGAUGGUGUGGAGCUGGUAGCUGAGAACCUGCGUAAGCUCCGCAGCCUGGACUUGUCCUGGUGCCCUCGGAUCACUGACAUGGCCCUGGAAUACAUUGCCUGUGACCUGCAUAAACUGGAAGAACUGGUGUUGGACAGGUGUGUGCGGAUCACAGACACUGGGUUGGGCUACUUGUCCACCAUGUCAUCAUUAAGGAGCCUCUAUCUGCGCUGGUGCUGUCAGGUACAGGAUUUUGGUCUGCAGCAUUUGUUUGGAAUGAGGAGUCUUCGCCUACUGUCUCUUGCAGGCUGCCCCCUGCUGACCACCACCGGCCUGUCAGGCCUCAUCCAGCUGCAGGAGCUGGAGGAGCUGGAGCUGACCAAUUGCCCCGGAGCCACCGCCGAGCUCUUCAAAUAUUACUCGCAGCACCUGCCCCACUGCAUGGUCAUCGAGUAAAGACCGCUGAGCCAGCCACCCACCCAACGACCGACCGACCGACCGCCAUACUUCUAACCUUCCUCCUCCUUACUCUUCCUCAGUCUUUUUCUCAAAUUGCUAGCCGGGAGACUGAAUGCUCCGACCGUACCACACCCUUCCUCAUCACCUGCCUCCCCCCCCCCCGCCUUUCCCCUCCACACCCCAUUGAGUAGUCUGACCCACAGGCGGACAGCGAGGCAGGAAGGCAGACGAUGGUUACGCGCCACGCCCAGAGGAUGAUGGGAUGGCAUUCGAGCUUCAUUUAAGAAGGACGCCCGGAGGGAAGAGCUUGGUGUGACGUCUUGUCCGACAGCAAGUUCCUUUUUGAGAAUCAACAAAAGCUUUUUUUCUUUUUUUUUGGUUUACGGAGCGGAGCUUCUCUAAAGACUUUGAUGAUUUAAAUUUUUUUUUUUUUUAGGUGAAUGGAUACCGAGGGGAGUGACAUGCACAUAUCCAGAAGAAUUAGGAAAAGGGAAUUUUGUGCUUGAGCUGAUAUAGUGGAACUCAGACAUGCGCUCAUACACUGUAAACACACUCACACGCAUACUGUAUAUGGUAAGUGAAGUCCUCAAGACCAUGAGUACUGAUGUUUCUAUUUCCAUCACUCGGUGUAAUAUAACGCUGUUAUUGUUUUUCUCAGACGGUAUCAAAAGGUUCCGUUUUCUCUUGUUUAGAGAGAGACACCAUAUGCCAGCUGGAGAAACAGGACUCAGAGAGAACUAAAAAGACGUGAAUGACAGGGACGGAACUUCUCUCUCUCUCUCUCUCUCUCUCUCUCUCUCUCUCUUUUUUCUCCCUCGCUCCCUCUGUGUGUGAAGUGUCUGUCAUGGACUCACAGGUUCCCGUCUUUUUGGGAUACUGCCACCUUUUUCCAUUUCCGUGUCUUAUCAGGAAUACAAAAAAAAAGGGAGAAAAUUUGAAAAACA